UGGCUGUGUUGCGGCGCAUGCGCAGUGAGUUUUACCGUUCUGCGGUAUUUUGUGUGUUGGAGCGGGAAGAUUCAGAGCUGAGAGCGCCUCUUCAAGCACUAUCCUACAGGAAUUAGCCACAAACACAGCAUGCCUCGGGAGAUUAUAACCCUGCAGCUGGGACAGUGUGGAAAUCAGAUUGGUUUCGAGUUUUGGAAACAGCUCUGUGCUGAGCACGGAAUCAGCCCUGAGGGCAUCGUGGAGGAGUUCGCCACUGAGGGCACGGACCGGAAAGAUGUGUUCUUCUAUCAGGCGGACGACGAGCACUACAUCCCCCGAGCCGUGCUCCUGGACCUGGAGCCCCGAGUCAUCCACACCAUCCUGAACUCGCCCUACGCGAACCUGUACAACCCCGAGAACAUCUACCUCUCCGAGCACGGAGGAGGAGCAGGAAAUAACUGGGCCAGCGGCUUCUCUCAGGGCGAGAAGAUCCACGAGGACAUCUUUGACAUCAUCGAUAGAGAAGCAGACGGCAGUGACAGUCUGGAGGGAUUUGUGCUAUGUCACUCCAUCGCUGGAGGCACAGGGUCCGGUCUCGGCUCCUACCUGUUGGAAAAACUCAAUGACAGAUAUCCUAAGAAGCUGGUGCAGACGUACUCGGUGUUUCCUAACCAGGAUGAGAUGAGUGAUGUGGUGGUGCAGCCCUACAACUCUCUGCUCACCCUCAAGAGACUGACCCAGAACGCAGACUGUGUGGUGGUGCUGGAUAACACGGCCCUGAACAGGAUCGCCACGGACAGACUGCACAUCCAGAACCCCUCGUUCUCUCAGAUCAACCAACUGGUCUCCACCAUCAUGUCGGCCAGCACGACGACGCUGCGUUACCCUGGAUACAUGAACAACGAUCUGAUUGGUCUGAUUGCGUCGCUCAUCCCCACUCCCCGCCUCCACUUUCUCAUGACCGGUUACACGCCGCUGACUACCGACCAGUCAGUAGCGAGUGUGAGGAAGACGACAGUCCUGGACGUGAUGAGGAGACUCCUGCAGCCCAAGAACGUCAUGGUGUCCACGGGCCGAGACCGUCAGACCAACCACUGUUACAUCGCCAUCCUCAACAUCAUCCAGGGAGAGGUGGAUCCUACACAGGUCCACAAAAGCCUCCAGAGAAUCCGAGAGAGGAAGUUGGCUAAUUUUAUCCCGUGGGGUCCUGCUAGCAUCCAGGUAGCGCUCUCGCGCAAGUCCCCGUACCUGCCGUCGGCUCACCGCGUCAGCGGCCUCAUGAUGGCCAAUCACACCAGCAUCUCCUCGCUGUUCGAGAGGACGUGCCGUCAGUACGACAAGCUGCGCAAGCGCGAGGCGUUCCUCGAGCAGUUCCGCAAGGAGGACAUGUUCAAGGACAACUUCGACGAGCUGGACGACUCGCGCGAGGUGGUGCAGCACCUGAUCGACGAGUACAGCGCCGCCACACGGCCCGACUACAUCUCCUGGGGCACACAGGAGCAGUAACACACACACACUCUGAGAGGCUCUGGACUCAAUUGCUUGUCUGCAUUUAAUUGUAUGAGUGUGUGUGUGCACCUUAGUAUAUACGAGAAUAUCAGUAUCCCCUCUCUCUCUCUCUCUCUCUCUCUCUCUGUCUGUUGUUAAAGCUUUUAUCCAUCGCAUCCUUGUUUCACACACACACACACACACAGACCACAUACACAUCCAGGGUCCUGAGUAAGCAGAUAAGGCAGGGUGGUCUCACAGGGACGAAAGGGUGGAGCGGAAAAAUGAUAAGCCUGACUGAGAGAAAAGGGCAAAGACAGAAAAGAUCCAUGAGUGCACUUUCCUGUUUAACUCGCGCACACACACACACACACACACACACACACACGUACGUGUUUUUUUCCCCUCCGUUAUGAAGUAGUGCUGUGGCUUUUUAGGGAUCGAGUGUUUCAUUAUCAUUUAAGGUUUACGUCCGACGCUUUUAAUAAAAGACGAUGCGUCUCGCCGAUAAUCGGGAACAAAACCACGUCCGUGUUUAGCGCCGGUGGUCUGCAGAAGAUCUCCGACAGAAUCCUUUUAAAAACAAAAAACAAAAACGUUUUGUAAUCCCGAGGUCAUGCGGUCGUAAGCGAGACAGCUGAGCUGAUCUGAGAACUGUGUGUGUGUGUGUGGUCAUAAUUCCUGCACAUUUGUUUUUUGUGUUUAAUCCCCCCCCCCUCUCUCUCCCACACACACACACUCACUGCAGCUCAGGAAUGAGCCGAUUAAGCUGAAUCAGGUGUGUUCGAGCGGGACAGGGGGUUCUCCAGGACCGGGAUCGGGAGCCUGAGCAGUUUAAGUUUCCUUAAAACACUGCGAUUUAAACAAACAAACAACAACAAACGUCAGUGUUAAUCGUAAGGUUUCUAUUUUUCUGUCCCUUCCUGUGCUCUUUCACACCGAGCCUUGUGUUCUCAGAGCUGCUACUCCUCUCCGCCUGGACUUUAACAAAGAAUUCCCUUCUGUAAAUAGUUUGUGUUCACUUAAAUAAAUGAUUUUCUAAGACAA
Molecule: messenger RNA, 2514 nt
Organism: Ictalurus punctatus (channel catfish)
Lineage: Eukaryota; Metazoa; Chordata; Actinopteri; Siluriformes; Ictaluridae
Gene: tubg1
Product: tubulin, gamma 1
Exons: 11
Coding region: 130-1485 (451 amino acids)
Biological process (GO): mitotic cell cycle; mitotic sister chromatid segregation; cytoplasmic microtubule organization
Cellular component (GO): spindle; centrosome; gamma-tubulin complex
Molecular function (GO): GTP binding; structural constituent of cytoskeleton
Source: RefSeq, a predicted model, not a curated record